Osmerus eperlanus (European smelt) is the source of this 3177-nucleotide messenger RNA. Its product is annotated as probable ATP-dependent RNA helicase DDX17. Gene Ontology annotation, biological process: alternative mRNA splicing, via spliceosome. The record is from RefSeq and is a predicted model, not a curated record. Gene Ontology annotation, cellular component: ribonucleoprotein complex; cytoplasm; nucleus. Lineage: Eukaryota; Metazoa; Chordata; Actinopteri; Osmeriformes; Osmeridae. Gene Ontology annotation, molecular function: mRNA 3'-UTR binding; RNA helicase activity; ribonucleoprotein complex binding.
CCAAUCAUUACAGUCGAAAAGCAGGAAGCCGUCUUCACGUAAAAAGAAAGAAGAAGACGAAAUCAACAAUAACAAAACAGCAGCCCUUCACAGCAUAGAACUUUGUUUUCGUAAACGACGUGUUUGCUAAUCCAACAGUCAUCUGAAAUGAGAGGAGGCUCAUCGUACGGUGACAGGGACCGUGACCGGGGUCGCGAUAGGGGAAGUCCCCGUUUCGGGUCGAGCAGGGGUGGUAAGUUUGGGAACCCCGGAGAGCGUUUACGCAAAAAGAAAUGGGACCUGGACCAACUUCCUAAGUUCGAGAAGAACUUUUACAAAGAGCACCCAGAUGUGCAGCGCAUUAGCCAGUAUGACCUAGAGGAGUUUCGCAGGAAAAAGGAGAUCACCAUCCGAGGUUCAGGCUGCCCCAAGCCUGUCACCAGCUUCUCUCAGGCCCACUUCCCACAGUACGUAAUGGACGUGCUGAUGCAGCAGAACUUCAAGGAGCCCACAGCCAUCCAGGCCCAGGGCUUCCCUCUGGCGCUGAGUGGCAGGGACAUGGUGGGCAUCGCCCAGACCGGCUCAGGGAAAACCCUGUCGUAUCUCCUGCCGGCCCUUGUCCACAUCAGCCACCAGCCCUACCUGGAGAGAGGACAGGGACCCAUCUGCCUGGUCCUGGCCCCCACCAGAGAGCUUGCCCAGCAGGUACAGCAGGUUGCCCAUGACUACGGAAGGUCGUCUCGCAUCAAGAGCACCUGUGUGUAUGGAGGCGCCCCCAAGGGGCCCCAGAUCAGAGACCUGGAGAGAGGUGUGGAGAUCUGCAUCGCCACGCCUGGGCGUCUCAUCGACUUCCUGGAGGCAGGGAAGACCAACCUGCGGCGCUGCACCUUCCUGGUCCUGGACGAGGCUGACAGGAUGCUGGAUGGCUUUGAGCCCCAGAUCCGCAAGAUCGUCGACCAGAUCAGGCCUGACCGUCAGACCCUGAUGUGGAGCGCUACCUGGCCCAAGGAGGUCCGCCAGCUGGCAGAGGACUUCCUGCGGGACUAUGUCCAGAUCAACGUGGGCGCCCUGGAGCUCAGCGCCAACCACAACAUCCUGCAGAUAGUGGACGUGUGCAUGGAGAACGAGAAGGACAACAAACUGCUCCAGCUGAUGGAGGAGAUCAUGGCUGAGAAGGAGAACAAGACCAUCAUCUUUGUGGAGACCAAGAAGCGCUGUGAUGACCUGACCCGCAGGAUGAGACGGGAUGGGUGGCCAGCUAUGUGUAUCCAUGGUGACAAGAGCCAGCCUGAGAGAGACUGGGUGCUGACUGAGUUCCGGAGUGGCAAGGCUCCCAUCCUCAUCGCUACUGACGUGGCCUCGCGUGGUCUAGACGUGGAGGACGUGAAGUUUGUCAUCAACUAUGACUACCCCAACUCCUCUGAGGACUACAUCCACCGCAUCGGGCGCACGGCGCGCAGCACUAACAAGGGCACGGCCUACACCUUCUUCACCCCGGGGAACCUGCGGCAGGCACGCCAGCUCCUCCGUGUCCUGGAGGAGGCACGGCAGGCCAUCAACCCCAAGCUGCUGCAGCUAGUCGACACCGGCCGUGGGGGAGGGAGCGGAGGAGGCAGCAGGUCCCGUUUCCGUGGCGUCAGCUCCAGCUCCAACAACCCCAACCUGAUGUACCAGGAUGAGUGUGAUCGGCGCAUGAAGAGCGUUGGGGGAAGUGGCAGUGGCAAAGACAGCAGGGGGGACAGCAGGGGGGACAGCAGGGGGGACAGCAGGGGGGACAGCAGGGGCAGUCGCGAUGCAGACCGCUCCUCCUCCUCUUACCGUGAGCGCAGCUCCAGAGAUGGGCGUGGCAGCUACAGCUCCUCCUCCACUUCAGGCUCCUCCUCCUCCUAUGAGCCGUACCAGAGCAGCAGCACUCAGUACAGCUCCUCCAGGGGGGGGUCUGGCUCUGGGGGCCAGGCCCCUCCCCCGCCCGGCCCCCAGCCCCUCAUGGCCCAGCAGUUCACCCCUGCCCAGCCCAUGAUGGGGCUCAUGGGACACGCCCCCUUUCAGUUUGCCCCCCCGCCCCCUGCUCCAGGACGGAAGUAGAGAUUCACACACACACCGCCUCACACACACACACCGCCUCACACACACACCGCCACACACACCCCCCGCCUCACACACACACUGCCACACACACACCCCGCCACACACACGCACACUUACGUGAAAACACGUAAAACUGCAACAGGUAACAAAUAAAUUCAAAUUUGUGAAAUAGCGCGUCCAAUCAGCUGACACUGCGUUUAUUUAGGGGACCACACACCGCCUUUUUUACUGAACAAAUCUUACCUACUGUACCUUUAAGAUAAACCUGUUCAUUUACACAUACACAGCUCACAUGUCUAUAGUCUCCAUAUCUACCAGACAUGCCUGUCUUGAGGCAGGAGUCAUUGACACUUCUUUAUCUUGGCAAUUAACACCUAUUCUGAGUUUCUGCGUUUCUCUUUUGCUUAGAAGUUAUACAAAUCUUUGUGAUUAGCUACUUUUGGUGUCUGUCUUGUAUGUAAUAUUUCUGAAAUUAGGAAUAGGUCUCAUGUUAUUGUGUAAAAAACGAUCAGAUGUGAACCAGUCUGUUAUUAGGAAGCUUCUAGUUGCUUUGCUACAUUGAGUCUUGUGAAUCUCUGGGAUGUUUUGAAGGUAGGUCCAGCAGUUACUUUGUGAUUCUUGUGCUUCAGCUUUUGUUCCCCGGCUUCUAGUGCUCCUCUUUACUUUUCUGGUUUUCACAUCUGGAAAAAGUCCACAAAAGUAAUCAGUCCUAAUGGGUUGUUACAAUUGGCAGUAAAAAAAAAUGUUGGGUAGCUUUUUUGUGUUUGUCACAUUUGUACUCGUAAUAUUUUGUUUAGCAUUUUUUAGAACCCACGUAAUGAAGUAACUUCAUCCAAACCCAUAUGUGGUUUAAGACUUUUUGUCACGCCUUUGAAGGUAUGAUUUUGUGAAGUUGAUCUGUAGACGAUAUAAACAUAACAUGAUCUGCUCUCACACGUACGUGUUUUACAUGUCACCUUUUAUUUGUGUCAACGUUUCUAAUCUUGUUGGUCCCGGUCUUGUUUUGUAUGGCUGAGGUGUUUAAACCUGCUAUAACCUCCACUAGGCUCACUUUCUUACAUUUUCCUUUUUUUUUUCAGGUUUGAAUACAUUUUCAACAACCCUUUUGAA